AUGUCUGGUAUUAUUGAAGCUUCAUCUGCUUUAAGAAAGAGAAAACAUUUAAAAAGAGGUAUCAAUUUCACUGUGAUGGUGGUAGGUGAGUCUGGAUCAGGUAGGUCUACUUUUAUCAACACAUUAUGUGGACAGCAAGUGGUCGACACGUCCAGCAGUAUCCUUUUACCAACUGACACUUCCACAGAGAUUGAUUUGCAACUAAGAGAGGAAACCGUUGAACUGGAAGACGAUGAAGGUGUGAAAAUCCAGCUGAAUAUUAUCGAUACACCAGGGCUUGGUUUAUCGUUAGAUAACACAUCCUCCUUUGAGAUUAUAUCUGAUUAUAUCCGCCAUCAAUACGAUGAAAUUUUACUUGAAGAGAGUCGUGUGAGAAGAAACCCAAGAUUUAAAGACGGUAGAGUCCAUGUUUGUAUAUAUUUGAUUCAGCCAACAGGUCAUGGACUCAAGGAAAUGGAUGUAGAAUUCAUUAGACAAUUGGGGACACUAGUUAAUAUUAUUCCAGUUAUCUGUAAAGCCGAUUCCUUGACAAGGGAAGAAUUGCGAACUAAUAAAAAAUUGAUCCAAGAAGAUAUUAACAGAUUUAAUUUACCAAUUUACGAUUUCCCAUUUGACGAGGAUGAAAUCUCUCAAGAGGAUUAUGAAACAAACAUGUAUUUGCGUUCCUUGAUUCCAUUGUCAAUGAUAGGUUCUAAUGAUGUUUUUGAAGAUAGUGAGACGAAAACUAUGAUACGUGGUAGAAAAUAUAACUGGGGUACGAUUGAUGUAGAGGAUACAAAUUUUUCGGAUUUUGUUAUAUUAAGAAACACUUUGUUGAUAUCUCAUUUACAUGACCUAAAAGAAUACACUCACGAAAUAUUGUAUGAAAAUUAUAGAACUGAGGCAUUGUCUGGAGGUAAAAACAUGUCAGCGAAUAACAUGGACUCAAGAUUAAAAGGAAAUAAUCAAAUAGUUAGGUUGGGUGUUAAUAGCAAUUCCAUGACCAAUAACAGUAAUACAAGCACGCCAACAGACCAACACUUUGAUGGACAGCAAACAAAACAAAUAUCCAAUCAAUCAAGCACAUAUCAAUCGGGAUACAAUGCCCCUAUGAAUGACAACGAUACUUAUUUGGCUCGUGAAGAACAAAUCAGAUUGGAGGAAGAAAGACUUAAGGCAUUUGAGGAAAGAGUUCAACAAGAGCUGUUACUAAAAAGACAAGAGUUACUUGCUCGUGAACAGGAAUUAAAAGAAAUUGAGGCACGUUUAGAAAGAGAGGCACAAGAAGGUUUAUACAAUGAAGAAUAG
This is a messenger RNA of Arxiozyma heterogenica, 1287 nucleotides long. It is a transcript of the gene CDC11, whose product is annotated as septin CDC11. NCBI's taxonomy places the organism in Eukaryota, Fungi, Ascomycota, Saccharomycetes, Saccharomycetales, Saccharomycetaceae. Gene Ontology annotation, cellular component: cell division site; septin ring; cytosol. The transcript has a single exon. Gene Ontology annotation, molecular function: molecular adaptor activity; GTPase activity; GTP binding. The record is from RefSeq and is a predicted model, not a curated record. Bases 1 to 1287 code for a protein of 428 amino acids. Gene Ontology annotation, biological process: cytoskeleton-dependent cytokinesis; division septum assembly; protein localization to bud neck.